Molecule: messenger RNA, 967 nt
Organism: Drosophila obscura
Lineage: Eukaryota; Metazoa; Arthropoda; Insecta; Diptera; Drosophilidae
Gene: Naxd
Product: ATP-dependent (S)-NAD(P)H-hydrate dehydratase
Exons: 3
Coding region: 27-929 (300 amino acids)
Biological process (GO): metabolite repair
Molecular function (GO): ATP-dependent NAD(P)H-hydrate dehydratase activity
Source: RefSeq, a predicted model, not a curated record
GCCGAUACAUGAACAAAGUCUAAAAAAUGUCAACAAUUAAAGAGAUCCCUGUACAUUUGCCUAAAUUGCUUACUUUGUUUAGGACAAUUGUGCCAAAACUGACAAACGACAAAUAUAAAGGACAAUAUGGGCGAAUUGGCGUCAUCGGAGGGUCUUUGGAAUAUACCGGUGCUCCGUACUUUGCUGCUAUAAGCUCCAUGAAAGUUGGAGCCGAUUUAUCGCAUGUAUUCUGUCAAGCAAAUGCGGCCUCAGUUAUCAAAUCUUACAGUCCCGACUUAAUCGUUCAUCCAGUUCUGGACUGCUUGGAUGCUGUUGAUAAAAUUAAGCCGUGGUUAGACCGCUUACACGUGAUUGUUAUAGGUCCUGGAUUGGGUCGGGAACCCCUUAUUUUGAAGACUGCAACAGAUGUGCUAAAAUUGUGUAUAGAAUUAAAAAAGCCAAUUGUAAUAGACGCUGAUGGACUAUUUAUUCUGAAUGAUAACUUUGAUCUGGUAUGCGGACAACGGAAUAUCAUACUGACCCCAAACGCUAUGGAGUUCCGUAGAUUGUUUGGAGAGGACACGAAUUCAGCGCGUACAAAAAUGUCUUGUCUGGGAGAUGGUGUUGUGGUCCUGGAAAAAGGAGUAAAUGAUCAAAUUCAUAUACCUCACACCAACGAAGUUCACUCUAUGCCGACUGGCGGUUCCGGGCGUAGAUGUGGUGGUCAAGGCGACUUGCUAAGCGGAUCUCUAGCAACGUUUUUUCACUGGUCACUUCAAUCCAACGAGCCAAAUCCUGCUUAUAUUGCAGCUUGUGCUUCAAGUUAUCUCGUGAAAAGAGCAAAUUCGGCUGCAUUUAAAAAGUUUGGUAGAAGCCUUCUAGCUAGUGAUAUGAUAAAUGAAAUAUCCACAGUUUUUCGGUCUGAUUUCGAAGAUGUGGAAUCUGGAUAAAUAGGUCAAAUAAAUAACUAAGGUGUGAUGUUGCGUUA